This is a messenger RNA of Saimiri boliviensis boliviensis (Bolivian squirrel monkey), 1736 nucleotides long. RefSeq names its product pantetheinase. Gene Ontology annotation, biological process: pantothenate metabolic process. Gene Ontology annotation, molecular function: pantetheine hydrolase activity. The record is from RefSeq and is a predicted model, not a curated record. Lineage: Eukaryota; Metazoa; Chordata; Mammalia; Primates; Cebidae.
UUUCCAGCAGUCACUGGACUUCAGCAUGACUACUUCUCAGUUGCUGGCGUAUGUCGCAGUUUUGCUUUUUUACUUCUCAAGAGCCAGCUGCCUAGAUACUUUUGUUGCAGCUGUUUAUGAGCAUGCAGUGAUAUUGCCCAGUACCACCCUAACACCAGUGUCUCGUGAGGAGGCGCUGGCAUUAAUGAAUCGGAAUCUGGACCUUUUGGAAGGCGCGAUCACAUCAGCAGCAGAGCAGGGUGCACAUAUUAUUGUGACUCCAGAAGAUGCUCUUUAUGGCUGGAACUUCAACAGGGAAUCCAUCUACCCAUAUUUGGAGGACAUCCCACACCCUCAAGUAAACUGGAUCCCCUGUGAUAAUCCUAACAGAUUUGGCCACACCCCAGUUCAAGAAAGACUCAGUUGCCUGGCCAAGAACAACUCUAUCUACGUUGUCGCAAAUAUUGGGGACAAGAAGCCAUGCAAUGCCAGUGACCCUCAGUGUCCUCAUGAUGGCCGUUACCAAUACAACACUGAUGUGGCAUUUGAUUCUCAGGGAAAACUGGUGGCACGCUACCAUAAGCAAAACCUUUUCAUGGGUGAAGAGCAAUUUGAUGUACCCAAGGAGCCUGAGGUUGUGACUUUCAAUACCACCUUUGGAAGUUUUGGCAUUUUCACAUGCUUUGAUAUACUCUUCCACGAUCCUGCUGUUACCUUGGUGAAAGAUUUCCACGUAGACACCAUGCUCUUCCCAACAGCUUGGAUGAAUGUUCUGCCACAUUUGUCAGCUGUUGAAUUCCACUCAGCUUGGGCUAUGGGCAUGAGGGUCAAUUUCCUUGCAUCCAACAUACAUUACCCCUCAAUGAAAAUGACAGGAAGUGGCAUCUAUGCACCCAAUUCUCCAAGAGCAUUUCAUUAUGAUAUGAAGACACAAGAGGGAAAACUCCUCCUCUCGCAGCUGGAUUCCCACCCAUCCCAUUCUGUAUCGGUGAAUUGGACGUCUUAUGCCAGCAGUAUAGAAGCGCUCUCAACAGGAAACCAGGAAUUUAAGGGCGUUGUCUUUUUCGAUGAAUUCACCUUCGUGGAGCUCACAGGAGUCACAGGAAAUUACACAGUUUGUCAGAAAGAUCUCUGCUGUCAUCUAAGCUACAAGAUGUCCGAGAAGAGAUCAGAUGAAAUGUAUGCCCUAGGGGCAUUUGAUGGACUGCACACAGUGGAAGGGCGCUAUUAUCUACAGGUUUGUACCCUGCUGAAGUGCAAAAUGACUAGUUUAAACACUUGUGGUGACUCAAUGGAAACAGCUUCUACCAGGUUUGAAAUGUUCUCCCUCAGUGGCACUUUCAGAACCCAGUAUGUCUUUCCUGAGGUGUUGCUGAGUGAAACGAAGCUUGCACCUGGAGAAUUUCAAGUGUCAACUGAUGGACGCUUAUUUAGUCUGAAGCCGACAUCUGGACCCGUCUUAACAGUAACUCUGUUUGGGAGGUUGUAUGAGAAGGACUGGGUAUCAAGUGCUUCAUCAGGCCUCACAGCACAAGCACGAAGAAUCAUGCUAAUAGUUAUAGCACCGACUGUAUACUCAUUAAAUUGGUGAAAUAUUGACAUUUUCUCUUUUUUAUUUGAGAUAAUUAAAAAAUUGAUGGAUGAGAAAAGAAAGAUUGGUCUGGGCUAAUAUUAUUCUGUAGUAUAAGUGAAUUACUGGUUUCUCUUUAUUUAAACAGACACACACACACCAGCUUAAUAAAUUAUCUAUUCACGUA